Mizuhopecten yessoensis (Yesso scallop) is the source of this 5431-nucleotide messenger RNA. RefSeq names its product calpain-B-like. Gene Ontology annotation, molecular function: calcium-dependent cysteine-type endopeptidase activity; calcium ion binding. The record is from RefSeq and is a predicted model, not a curated record. NCBI's taxonomy places the organism in Eukaryota, Metazoa, Mollusca, Bivalvia, Pectinida, Pectinidae. The transcript has 24 exons. Gene Ontology annotation, cellular component: cytoplasm. Gene Ontology annotation, biological process: proteolysis. Bases 257 to 2950 code for a protein of 897 amino acids.
GUUAGUCAUUAUAAGGGAAGCGUCUCUAAUUAUUCGCAUCUGCUAGGAGCUGGCAACAUAACUGCCUGUAGCUUGACGCGGACGCACACAUACAUUUGAGGCAGCAUAAAUAAUCGAGCGCCGUGAACCAUCGAUCGCUGUUGCGUUCACGUUCCUGCAGUCAAGUGUAGCGAACAGAGUUGAAAGGGCGCAGUUCGGAAACUGUUUAUACUGGAACCUACAGGUUAUUACUGCUAUUUUUCAGGAAAGCCUAACCAUGUUCGGAUUCAAAAGUGGUGGUUCUAGGACUGUCACGACCAGCUAUUCUUCUGGAGGAGGGCCUGUACAAACCACAACCAAAACCUUCAGAUAUGGAGGCGACGGACCCGGGAUGGAUGUUGGCUCCGGUGAGAAUGGUGGCACCGACAUCAACGUUGGAUUUGGCAACAAGUUUGGAGGGAUGGGGAAUUACAAAUUUAACAUCGGGGGAGGAAGUGCAAGGGGCGGUGGCAGAAGUACCCAAAGGCCAAACGUUUGCGGUAGAGCAUCCCGUAAGGAAAAGAAAAAUCCAUUCUCUGGUGUUCUGAACCAGAAUUAUGAUCAAAUCAAGGCAAAAUGUCUGGAUGAAGGUAUUCUAUUUGAGGAUCCUGAGUUUGAGGCAACUGACAUGUCCAUCUUCUUCAGUAAGCGUUCACCUCGCCCAUUCGAGUGGAAGCGUCCUACGGAGAUUAGUGAUAACCCUCAAUUCAUUGACCAACAUGGUGCUAGCCGAUUUGAUGUCCAGCAGGGUGAAUUGGGUGAUUGCUGGCUUUUGGCUGCUACAGCCUCCUUGACCUGUAACAAGACCUUGUUUGCCCGAGUUGUGCCAGCUGACCAAAACUUUACAGAUGACUACUGUGGUCUGUUUCGCUUCCACUUCUGGCACCAGGGAGAUUGGGUGGAGGUUUUGGUGGACGACCGACUUCCCACCUACUACAACAAGCUGGUGUUCAUGCACUCAGCAGAGAACAAUGAGUUCUGGAGCGCCCUGUUUGAGAAAGCUUAUGCCAAGUUACAGGGGUCCUAUGAGUCCCUGAAGGGAGGCAGUACUUGUGAGGCCAUGGAAGACUUCACUGGUGGUGUCACUGAGAUGUUUGACCUGAGGAAGCCCGACGAUAACCUGCUCUCUAUCAUGCUGAAGGCCAGCACCCGUGGCUCUCUGAUGGGAUGCUCCAUUGAUGCUGAUCCAAACCAGUUGGAAGCUGUUCUUGAAAAUGGACUGGUCAUGGGUCAUGCUUACAGUGUUACAAGUGUCCAGCUGGUGGACAUUAGGACACCACGUACAAGUGGGCGUUUCCCCAUGGUCAGGGUACGUAACCCUUGGGGUAACGAGGCAGAAUGGAAGGGAGCCUGGAGUGACCAGUCUGAAGAGUGGAGAUUCAUUCCAGAAGAAGAAAAGAAAAACAUUGGUCUUACCUUUGAUGAUGAUGGUGAAUUUUGGAUGUCAUUCUCUGACUGGAAAGCAAAUUUCCAGAAGCUCGAGAUUUGCAACUUGGGUCCAGACUCUCUGGAUGAAGAUGAGAUCCAGGCUGGUGGCAAACGCUGGGAGGCAACAACUGAGUCAGGAGAAUGGAUCCCAAGGGUCAAUGCUGGCGGUUGUAGAAACUAUUUGGACACCUUCUGGACCAACCCUCAAUACAAGGUGACCUUGGUAGACCCUGACGAGGAUGAGGAUGACCUCUGUACUAUGCUGGUUGGAAUUUUACAGAAGGACAGGAGGAAGAAGAGGAAGGAAGGACUGGACCUUCUCACCAUUGGUUAUGUCAUCUACAAGCUAAAAGAAAAUAUGGAAAGUGAUGGUCCCCUGGACAUUAAGUUCUUCAAAUACAAUGCAUCCACUGCCAAGUCUCCAUCCUUCGUUAACAUGCGUGAGAUCUGUGGGCGUCACAAACUGCCCCCAGGUACCUACGUCAUCGUCCCGUCCACAUUUGAACCUCACCAGAAGGGCGAGUACCUUGUCAGAAUCUUCUCAGAAAAAGCAAGCGAAUCUGGGGAGAUGGACCAGCCGACAGGCAUGGUUGAUGAUCAGAGCGGUCUUGCUAGUCUAGAACGAUUCCAUGUGUAUACUACGACAAAGGAGGGAGAAGUGAUAAUGUCGACUCCGGAGGAUGUGCCAGCGGUGGCCAGUGCCCCUUCCACCCAGUCAGCAAUACAGAUACCAGUUGCAGUACCGGAAAGAGAGGUCAAUGAACCAACACCAGUUCCUCCCAUUCCAGAGAAGGCAGCUGCCAGAGGCGUUCAAAAGUUUCAUCAUUAUCCUCCUUCAUCAAGGUCUGGUCAUACAGCACCUUCUAGUGCUAGGCGAAAGGCGCCCACUAGGAACUAUGACCAUAUGUCGCGGCGAGAGGCCUUAGAGGUUCUAUACAACGCUCUCAAUGAGGAGAUUGAGCCCACGGAUGAAGAACAGGAACAGGAAGCGGCUCUGAAGGGAAGUUUCCGUCGUGUGGCUGGGGAGGACCUGGAAGUGGAUGCUUAUGAACUCCAGGGCAUCCUGAACGCGGUCUUUACCAAAGCAUCAGUUGUAGAAAAUUUCAAGUUUUCUGGAUUCAGCGUGGAGUGUUGUCGCAGUAUGGUGGCCAUGCACGAUGGUGACAUGUCUGGCAAGCUUGGGUUUGAUGAGUUCAAGGACUUGUGGAACGACCUAAGGAAAUGGAAGGGUGUGUUCAAGGAGAGAGAUGCUGACAGCAGUGGAUGCCUAAGCUCCUAUGAACUGAGACAGGCACUGCAUAUGAGUGGUUUCCGACUAAGUAACAGGUCGCUGAGUGCUUUGGUCUUGCGCUACUCCAACAAAGAGAGCCAGAUUGAGUUUGGGGAUUUCAUCUUAGCAGCAAUCCGUCUCAAGACAAUGCUUUCUUCGUUCAAGUCGAGGCAACAUGGGGAUAUGGCUGGCUUUGAAGUUGAUGAUUUCAUCCAGACCACCAUGUACUCUUAAUGCCAACACGUAAACACUUGCCAAGGGAGAUUACUCUGACGAAAUGUUGGAUGUGUUGUCUCAUUUCCGACGGAAAAAAAGAGAGAGAAAACUGUUGGCAACUUUAGCCUUCUUAUACAUGUAGCAUGUAGUGAAAACUUUGUUAAGACAGUCUAUAUAUUCUAUCGUUUUCAAUGGAUGCUACUGUGUCUUUAUUUGCUUGUUUAUCGUAUAAGUGAUUUAGACAUUGUAACAAAAACAUCAACGGCAGAUAAUGCUUCUAUAUUAAACAAAGUAAACCCGAGGUAAUGCGAUGUAUCACUUUCGUGAACUGUUCACUUGUCGGAUGAGGUUGUCCUACCUGUUACCUGAGAAAGUCAACAACUAUCAGAAUCAUCCACAUCAAGACCGACCUUUUGUGAUGUAGAGUGUGAUGGAGGAUAAAAAGUUCAGUGAAACUCAUUCAGUUCUUCAUUCUUCCCCGUACCUGCUUGGAAAUCUUUUUUUUAUUUAUUUUUACGCGUAUGUUUAUUAAAAUAUUUUAUACAUGUCAGAUUUUUAUGAUCUACAGAAUUGUUAUACAGUAUAAAUCUUCCUUAUAUGGUAUUUUCUAGGUUAUAUGAAUAUCAAUAUAUAUACACUAGCUCCUAUUCUUGCAUUGUCUCAUUUUUGUACGAGAUUUAGAUGCUAAAUAGGAAAAACAAGUAAGGUGCUCUGACACAAGUAAAAGUUUUUUUGAAAACUAACAUCGUUUUGAAUAAUGCUCAGUAAUUUGUGGUUCCGGCUCUUCAUUCUACCUCUAUGUUUUUCUCCACAUUAUUUUACAUUUAACUUUAGAGUUCUAGGAAUCUUGUAUCUCAUCAGUAUGGCAACAACUCCAAAGCAUUGGAACUCUUUGUUUUCAUUGAUUUUAAUAUGCAAUUGAAAACAAACCACAUGACAUAAUUUGCAGCACUUUCAUUAAUAUUUUUCAUUCUUUAUUUUAACUGCUGAUCAAGAUGGUAUGAUGUUAGCGAUUUCUUUAGCUCAGUAUCCUUGUCUACUUUGUAUAUGCUCCUUUAUAAAAGUAUCGCCCAUAGUAUGGCCAUCAAUGUUGUUUGAUAUGUUGUAUUUUUUCUUGUCUGAAAAGUUAAUCUCUAAUUAAUCUCGUCUUUCUAUUGACCUCUGAUUUUUACAUGGUAUCUGUGUAUGUUUGAUGCUAUUUGUAAUGCUAUCUGUACUAACUGAUGCAAUCUUCAAAUGACACUGCAAGACUCCAAUAACAUGGGUAUACAAGUUUGUUAUGUGCCUCUCUAUGAAAGUGAUAAUGGUUAUUUGGUAAAUUGUAGAUUAAAUCUUUGAAUGAGACUGAUAAAGAUAAAUGGUAAAGGAUUUAAAACCACAUGCUGUGCCUCGUAGGAUACUUGAACUAAUGACUACUGGUAAACCUUUAGUUCCUAUGUGAUUACAGGGUCUUUCCUGUCUGAUGAUCAACGUUUAACUGCUGAUUAAAAAUCUACUUUUAGUAUAUAUCAAUGCUUUAAGUUUCAAAUAUUUAAGAUUUCGCAGUACUGUGACAUCAGUCUAAUCUUUUGCUAUUGAAUGAAUCAAAGAUUUAUUUUUAUCUGUUCAUUAACUGUGAUUGUGACAUCAGUGCUUUGAAAUGGUAUCAAAAUAUGAAAAUUGUCUGUCAUUUAUAACUAAUGUUUGGGAAUAUAAUGCACUUAUGUGAUAAGCUCUACUUUGUUAAUGCUUUUUGUACAGGUUUACAUAUGUACUGCCUAGCACUGUGACCUUUCGUUUUAAUCAAUGUUGACAAUAUUUUGUUCAAGAAUAUAUAUCAUAAGGUUGUUAUUAUUAUGUUAUUUUCUGAUCAUUGUUAAAAGAACAAAGAGAGCUAUGUAAGAAAAUUGAAAUUAAUUUAGAAAAAAAUGAAAGUUUAAGCUUGAUAUUUGUCAGUUAUCUAGAUUUUGAGAUUUUGUAAGAAAAGGCAACUUUAGUAGUUGAGAUUAGCCUAAACAAAACAAAUUAAAUUAAUUUGAUUAAACACUUCUGUCAAGCAAAUUGAAAACAAUCUUCCUGCACAUCAAUAUGUAUAAGUAUUGUUAGUCGUAGAAUUGUAAUAAGUUUCACUUCAAUAUGUAUAAGUAUUGUUAGUCGUAGAAUUGUAAUAAGUUUCACUUAUAUAAUUAUUAACGCAAUAAGAUGUAGAUAUGUAUUUACCUAGAUCGUAGAGGGUAUGGUAUUAACACUCACUUGUAAUGAUAAAUUAAAACAUUAAUCUCAUUAUCCUUUUUUAAGUUAUAGUAACUUAUGUAUAUACAUUGCACAUUACUAAACCUAUGCGUUUACUGUUAGAUAGCUGUUUACAUGAUUUUGUUUCCCCCAAUUAUUUACAUAUAUCUGUGUAUUUACUACAUAUUUGACCUCGUACUCGCUUUUGUCCAGUGCCUUAAUUGGGCCUAGGUGUCCUCUCUGGGCCAUAGACAAGGCAGGAUGAUCUAAUAAAAGAUUUUAUCUACA